AUGUCGGGCCUACGCUUCCUUGACCUCAUCAAGCCCUUUACGCCGCUUCUGCCAGAAGUGGCCGCGCCCGAGUCGAAGAUCAACUUCAACCAGAAGUUGAUGUGGACAGGAUGCACACUUUUAAUAUUCCUGGUCAUGAGUCAGAUGCCACUGUACGGCAUCGUCUCAUCAGACACCUCCGACCCGAUAUACUGGCUGCGUAUGAUGCUGGCCAGUAAUAGAGGUACAUUGAUGGAGCUGGGAACGACACCCAUCAUCUCCUCGGGCAUGGUCUUCCAGCUCCUCGCCGGAACCCACCUCAUCGACGUCAAUCUCGACCUCAAAGCCGACCGCGAGUUGUACCAGACCGCACAGAAGCUCUUCGCAAUCAUCCUCUCCUUCGGUCAAGCUUGCGUAUUCGUCCUCACCGGUCUUUACGGCCAGCCUAGCGAUCUGGGCGCCGGCAUCUGUCUCCUCCUGAUCGUACAGCUAGUCCUGGCUGGCCUGGUCGUCAUCCUUCUCGACGAGCUGCUACAAAAGGGCUACGGCCUAGGAUCCGGCAUCUCCCUCUUCAUCGCAACCAACAUCUGCGAGUCCAUUGUCUGGAAGGCAUUCUCGCCCACCACAAUCGAUACCGGCCGCGGAAAAGAGUUCGAAGGCGCAAUCAUCGCCCUGGUCCACCUCCUGGUGACCUGGCCCGACAAGACACGUGCCCUCCGCGAGGCCUUCUACCGCCAGCACCUCCCCAACGUCAUGAACCUCCUGGCCACCCUCGCCGUCUUCGGCAUGGUCAUCUACCUCCAGGGCUUCCGCGUCGAGAUCCCCGUCAAAUCCUCCCGCCAACGUGGCAUGCGCGGAUCCUACCCCGUCCGCCUCUUCUACACCUCCAACAUGCCCAUCAUGCUGCAGUCCGCCCUGGCCUCCAACAUUUUCAUGAUCAGCCAGAUGCUCUACACCCGCUUCUCCGACAACCUCCUCGUUAAGCUCUUCGGCACAUGGGAACCCCGCGAGGCUCCUCCCAGCUCUACGCCCCUCCUGGACCCGAUUCACACGGUUAUCUACAUCGCUUUCAUCGUCGUCGCCUGCGCUCUGUUUUCCAAGACCUGGAUCGAGGUCUCCGGCUCCGCUCCUCGCGAUGUCGCGAAGCAACUCAAAGAUCAGGGGCUCGUCAUGGCUGGUCACCGUGAGCAGAGCAUGUACAAGGAGCUCAAACGCGUCAUUCCCACCGCGGCGGCCUUUGGAGGUGCCUGCAUUGGCGCGUUGUCCGUCGCUAGCGACAUGAUGGGUGCGCUGGGAAGUGGAACUGGAAUCUUACUCGCCGUCACCAUCAUCUAUGGCUACUUCGAGAUCGCCGCCAAGGAAGGCGAAUUCGGGCAGGGUCUGAAAGGUCUGGUCAUGUAA
Cyphellophora attinorum is the source of this 1380-nucleotide messenger RNA. RefSeq names its product Protein transport protein SEC61 subunit alpha. Gene Ontology annotation, molecular function: ribosome binding; transmembrane protein transporter activity; signal sequence receptor activity. The transcript is spliced from 4 exons. The coding region runs from base 1 to 1380 and encodes 459 amino acids. The record is from RefSeq and is a predicted model, not a curated record. Gene Ontology annotation, biological process: post-translational protein targeting to membrane, translocation; SRP-dependent cotranslational protein targeting to membrane, translocation. Gene Ontology annotation, cellular component: membrane; Sec61 translocon complex. NCBI's taxonomy places the organism in Eukaryota, Fungi, Ascomycota, Eurotiomycetes, Chaetothyriales, Cyphellophoraceae.